GAGUGGUUGCUAUUUAAAGCAAAGUUUGUGCAAAGAAAACCGAAAGUUAUUUCUUAUACCCUUCACUAAAUAUGUCGUCAAAAAGCGUAAUUCCUAAUACAGUUAAUCCUGAUCUGCAAAAGGAACGCGAUGCGGCCAGCUUCAGCAGCGAAGAAUUUGCGGCCUGGUGGGCGGGCGGCGCAGAUAAACUAAACUUUAAGAGAAGCGUCAAAGAGUAUAUGUAUAAGGACAUUGAUCGCGCUGAGUACGCCCAGCUGUAUUACAAGUCGCAUGAGGAUAUGUGUGAAUUCGCCGUCAAAAGCAGCAUCAACGUGGCGAAAAAGCUGCGCCAGCUGCAGUCGGAGCGAAAUCCUGGAGGCAACGAAUACUGGCCCACUCUCUUUGAAGAGCCGGAAAUGUGGGGCCUGCACCUGGCUGGCAAUCCCUUUGGCGUGAUGUACGUAAUGGUAGUGAAAGCCUUAAAGGCACAGUGCACACCCGAGCAGUACGAGGAGUUUGGCAAGCGCCUGGAACGCUUCGAAGUAACCGCUGCCUAUGCCCAGACGGAACUGGGUCAUGGAACCUAUCUGCGUGGCCUGGAGACACGCGCCGACUUCGAUCGCGAUACGGAUGAGUUUGUCCUCAACACGCCCACCAUUUCCUCCUACAAAUGGUGGCCCGGCGGCUUGGGUCACAGUUCCAACUAUAGCCUGGUCAUGGCGCAGCUGUAUAUCGAUGGCGAGCUGAAGGGACCCCACUUGUUCUACGUGCAGGUGCGCGAGGAAGACACUUUCGAGCCAAGGCCGGGCGUACACAUCGGCGAGAUUGGCAAGAAGAUGGGCUUCCUGGGCGUCAACAACGGCUUCUUGGGCAUGAAGAACGUGCGCAUUCCACGCAGCCGCAUGAUGAUGCGCCACGCACAGGUGCUUCGGGAUGGCAGCUACGUAAGGAGUCCUGUGGAUGCUCUCGCCUACUUUGCAAUGGUCUCCACGCGCUGCGUCAUUGCCCGCAACGCGGCUCUGCUUCUGGCCAUUGGAGCAACUAUUGCCACUCGCUACUCCGCCGUGCGCCGACAGAGUCCCAUCGAUCCCAAAUUACCCGAACCCCAGAUCAUAGAUCACGUUACACAGCAGCUGAAAGUGUUCCCGGAAAUAGCAGCCAGCGUGGCAUUUCACCUGGCCUCCGGCUACCUCUGGGAUCUAUUCAAUGUGACCACCAAGGACAUAGACCAGGGCAAAUACGAGCGUCUGCCGGAGCUGCACGCACUCUCGUGCGCCUUGAAGGUGAUUUCCUCCAGUGAUUCCACUGAGGGAAUCGAGCGACUGCGUCUGGCAUGUGGUGGUCAUGGUUAUCUGGCGUCGGCCAAUUUGGCCAAUCUUUAUGCGAGUGCAACCGCCGCGUGCACCUACGAGGGCGAGAACACGGUGCUCCUGCUCCAGAUCGGUCGCUUCCUGAUGAAGUCCUGGCGUGCGGCACAAAGCGGCGCUCCUUUGGCCCCCACCGCCAGCUACUUGGCGGACGUGCAGCGGAAUCCCGAAUUCGGUGCCUGGACAGGCAGCUGGGAGAACAUGGUGAAGGCGAUGCAGUUCGCUGCCGCCAACAAGACACGCAUCGCCUUCAACAGUCUAUCGAAGCGUUUGGCCAACGGCGAGUCCGAGGAGGUGGCCUCCAACCACACGGGCAUAGAAUUAGCCCAGGCAGCUGAGCUGCAUAGUCGCGCCUUUGUGCUUAACUCUUUCCUCUCGGAGAUAACCGGGCCAAAGUCCAAAGCGCGUUCGUCUGCACUGAACCGCGUGCUGGAGCAACUGCUGGAGCUGUACCUGGUCAAUAUCACUCUGAAGAAUAUGAGCAAUAUUUUGCGAGUUGUCCACUUGACGGACGCGGAUCUCUGCCAGCUGCAGGCACGUCUGGAAACGGCACUGACCAAACUGCGGCCGGAGGCGGUGACCAUUGUGGAUGGCUUCGACUUUUGCGAUGAGCAAUUGAAUUCCACUUUGGGCUCCUUUGAUGGCAAUGCCUACGAGCGGAUCUUCGAUGCGGCCUUAAAGGCGCCCAUGAACCAGAAGUCGGUGCCAAAGAGCUUCCACGAGCACCUGGGUCCAUUUAUGAAGUCCAACAUAUAAACGCUCUUCUUUUAUUCGUCAGUUAAUGCUAUCUCUUCUUGUACAUAUUAACCUCUUAAUUGCUUUGUAAACAGUUUCUUAA
Drosophila novamexicana is the source of this 2184-nucleotide messenger RNA. RefSeq names its product probable peroxisomal acyl-coenzyme A oxidase 1 (gene Acox57D-p). The transcript has 7 exons. The coding region runs from base 72 to 2102 and encodes 676 amino acids. Gene Ontology annotation, cellular component: peroxisome. The record is from RefSeq and is a predicted model, not a curated record. NCBI's taxonomy places the organism in Eukaryota, Metazoa, Arthropoda, Insecta, Diptera, Drosophilidae. Gene Ontology annotation, biological process: fatty acid beta-oxidation using acyl-CoA oxidase; lipid homeostasis. Gene Ontology annotation, molecular function: acyl-CoA oxidase activity; FAD binding; fatty acid binding.